UGCUGUUAGCCGGCUGCUAGACGGACAAAAACCCGUCCAAAACACACGUAUCUGGGUCCCGUGCUUUUAUUUUUGGCACCGGAGUGCGCUCGUUACCUGUCGCCAUGCCUAUGUACCAGGUAAAGCCCGUCAGUCCCGCUGACAUAACGGUUGAUUUGCCGACGUGCAUGUACAAGUUACCGAAUGUCCACGCGCAGGGAGCGAGCCUCGGCGAGCACGCGCUUCAGAACGGUGAGGUGGAUCCUACAGUAAAGGCCCUAGAGGAGCGUCAGGACGAGAUCUUGAGGAAGCUGUACGAGCUGAAGGCCACGGUGGACGGACUGGCGAAGACUGUGACCACUCCGGAUGCGGAUCUGGACGCCAGCACACUCGCACACACACUCACACACCCCCCCGCUGACGCCGUCCUCAGAGGAACUGCAGAUCUGGACGCUCUGCUGGGCAAGGAUCUGGGUGCGCUGCGGGACAUCGUGAUCAACGCUAACCCUGCGCAGCCUCCUCUGAGUCUGCUGGUUCUCCACGCUCUGCUGUGCCAACGCUACCAGGUGCUGUCCAGUGUCCAUGUGCACUCGUCGGUGAGCACCGUGCCCGCACCACUGCUGUCCUGCCUGGGCCCGAGACACACACACAGCUACGCCCGCCACCGCUUCCAGCUCGGCUUCACACUUAUAUGGAAAGACGUGUCGAAGCUGCAGAUGAAGUUCAGCACACAGAACAUGUGCCCGAUCGAGGGUGAGGGUAAUGUGGCCCGGUUCCUGUACCGUCUGCUGGGCGCCGAGCCUCGGGACCCGGUGUCUGCAACGCUGAUGGACGGAUGGGUGGACACGGCGCUCUUCCAGCUGGCAGAGGGAGGCAGUAAAGAGCGUGCGGCCGUGCUCAGGGCUCUGAAUGCAGCGCUGGGUCGAUCGCCAUGGCUGCUGGGUCAGGAGUUCUCUCUGGCCGACAUCGUAAGCGCUUGCUGUGUCCUGCAGACCGGUCAGACCAGCUCCGCCCCAGCAAACGUCCAGCGCUGGCUCAAAUCCUGCCAAAACCUGGGUUACUUCAGCUGCAUUGACCCACUGCUGCAGUGACCCACACAGGUGAACGCUAAUAAAAAAAAAAACACCCAAAAAACAGGUCAGACGGAAAGAGAAGUAGAAAAGUGCAAUGCACAUCGCUCCCAGGCCAGUGCAAACACUCAGAGCGGGGCAUUUUGGGUAAUGAUACUGUAAACACACACCUCUAUCCCCCUCCCCGCGCCGUGUGCCUAAUAAAACGCUGUACUACGAGGUGUUGUGUGUCGCUGUUAUCUGUUGUGUUAUGGGGUGUAAAAUGAAGCGCUUGAAACGUGAACCUAAGGACCUACUGGUAUGCGGCGUAUAUGAGAGAGGUGGUACUUUGUAGCGUCUUUUUUUCUGAAAACCUAUUAAACAUUUUCACUUCAGGUCA
Messenger RNA from Danio rerio (zebrafish), 1428 nucleotides. RefSeq names its product aminoacyl tRNA synthetase complex interacting multifunctional protein 2 (gene aimp2). Lineage: Eukaryota; Metazoa; Chordata; Actinopteri; Cypriniformes; Danionidae. The record is from RefSeq and is marked provisional. Gene Ontology annotation, cellular component: nucleus; cytosol; aminoacyl-tRNA synthetase multienzyme complex.